AUGAGGAGAAGGAAGGGGUCUGGCUCUUUGGGUGUCCUCAAACGUGUAACCUCAGUGUUUGUCUCAUUUGAGAUCCCUGCGGCGAAGUUGAACGAGCUGCUCGAGAAUUUUUAUGUCACCGUUAAGAAGAGUGAUGGCUCCGACUUCCUGGCCACCUCGCUGCACGCCAUUCGCCGAGGCCUGGACCGCAUCCUGAAGAAUGCAGGCGUGGGCUUUUCCAUCACCAGCAGCACCUUCAGUUCUUCCACCAAGAAACUCAAGGAGAAGCUGUGGGUGCUGAGCAAGGCAGGGAUGUCAGGGGCCCGUGCUCGCAAUAUCGUCUACUUCUCUCUUUCCGACGAGGAGGAGAUGUGGCAGGCAGGGUGUUUGGGUGAUGACAGCCCUGUCACUCUCCUGUCCACCGUGGUCAAGUACAACAGCCAGUAUCUGAAUAUGCGGACCCUGCAGGAGCAUGCAGAUCUGAUGUAUGGUGACAUUGAGCUGCUCAAAGACCCACAGAACCAGCCCUAUUUUGCCCGGACAGACAGUGUCAAGCGGGAGAGCCGCAGUGGUGCCACGAGAGUGUGCCACGGGAAGAUCUACCAUGAGCACUCCAGGGGACACAAACAGUGCCCUUACUGCCUCCUAUACAAAUACAUGUACACCCACCGGCCGCCCACCCAAAUGGAGGCCAAGUCCCCGUUCUACCUCACGGCCCGAAAGGAGGCCACAGACACGGGCAGCGUGUGGUAUGAGGAGCAGAGGAUGGGCCUGCGGUCUCUUCGGGGGGUUGUCCCCAACUUAGCCAAGAAGGUCAAGCUGGAAAACUGUGAGAACUUCACCUUUGUCUCGUUCACUCAGGUCUCCAGGAGGCUUGGCUCCCACAGUUGCUGUCAGUGAGUCUUCCCCGACAAGCAAGGGCCAGAGCUCUGGGGUGGCAGGGAAUGACAGCAACUUCCAGGUCAGGCUGGUCUUGGUCAGGGGGACCUGCUAUUUCUUUGACUUCGGGUGUGUUUUUUGAACUGAAAGUAGAGGAGUCUGAAUAAUUGGGGUAUUUUAUCCAAAUGUGUGUCACCUUUGUUAAAUUAUAGAAUCUAACACCACGUAUAAUUGUUCCACAAACAAGAGUGAGGAAGUUCAUUUUAUCUAGUGCCUUUUUAGCACAGAUUUUCUUAAAAAAAAAAAAGAAAGAAAGAAAGAAAAAGGGAGACUGUUUAAGUAGUCAUU
Leptonychotes weddellii (Weddell seal) is the source of this 1206-nucleotide messenger RNA. NCBI's taxonomy places the organism in Eukaryota, Metazoa, Chordata, Mammalia, Carnivora, Phocidae. The record is from RefSeq and is a predicted model, not a curated record.